AUGGGACGAUGCGCGAACUAACAGGAUCUACUAGCUUCAGUAAACCAGUGAUCAGAACUAUGGGAGAUCUAGUCUAGCACCUUACGUCAUAAGUUGCUGUCAGGGCGUGUUCCUACGUGACACAAUGUCAGGCACUUCGGGUCAUUCGGGAUUUUGCCCGUCAAAUUUGCCCCGUCAAUACAAUUCUGACACGAAGUAGCGUGACAUUGUGUCGCGUAGGGACACGCCCUCAGUCAGGGCCCCCCUCACCCGCGUCUGUCACUUCGUAGCCGAUCCCAUCCCAUCAUCAACUUCCCCCUGCCACUUCUGCUCCCCCCGUUUCACUCCCGCUGCAUAUAGUCCCUCAUCUCUCUCUACUGUAGCAGGCCAUCAUGGCGGCAAAACCGGCGUCUGACGCACCGCCUGUCCCGCGCACGUUACUUCCACGCAUCCACUCAGAUUCCGUGCUGUGCUGCCACGUGGACGCUUCGGAUUGCCUCCUUGCGACCGGCAGCGAGGAUGGCAGCAUGGCGUUGUGUGACAUACGAGCCCCAGCACCAUCCCCACCCCUCCACCUCACCUGCUUCGGUGGAGCCUCGGUACCGAGCCUGCUCUUCCUCCCAGCCCAGGAGCAUGUGCUGGCAGCUGCAGCAGGCUCGUCCGUCUUCCUUGUUGACAGGCGAAAGGCGGCAGGGGGAUCGUCAGAUGGAUCAGAGGCCAUAAUCCGACGGCUGUCGUUUAAUGCUGAUGAGAUCAACGCUCUGGCAGUGGAUCGUAAGGGUGAUUUCCUGGCAGCAGCUGACGAUUCAGGGCAAGUCAAGGUCGUCAGCCUGGUCAACCACUCGCUGCACCGAACUCUCAGGGGCGUGCAUAGCUCGAUAUGCAGCUCCGUUCUGUUCCACCCCAAGCAGCCAUGGCAAUUGUUCUCUGCUGGUCUUGACUGUUGCUGGGCUCAAUGGGACUUUGCCUCUGGCCGCCCCCUUCGCUCAUUCAACCUGUCAGCAGAUACCACCUCCCCCAGUGCACCCUCCGCUGGCGCACCCUCCUCGUCCUCCUCUUCCUCUCUCGCCUCCUCUUCUCGUAUGUGCAACCCUCCUUUCAUCCACUCACUAUCUGUCCACCACAUGCCUCCUGUGAAGGCUUCUUGUGUUGCUGAAAAUAGCACCACCACCACCACCACCACCACCACCAUUCCCUCCACUGCCGCCAGCACCGCCCCUGCUGCUGCCGCCGCCGCCACUGCUGCUGGUGAUUCUUGGAGGACACGUGGCAUGACGCUAUUGGCUGUGGCGCAGGGCGAUGGCACUGUAGCAGUGUGGGAUGCUGAUGCUGACUUGGAAGGGGAAGGGGGGAGGAGGGGAGGAGUUAGGGGAGCAAGUAUCAGCACUUCUGUUCCUGCGACCAUUGCAGAAGAUUCUGAAUUGAGUAGCGAGGAUGCUUGUAAUGGGGAUGCAGGUGGGGCAGAGGGGAGUCAAGAGGAGAGGGGGGGAAGGGAGGAGGAGAGGGAGAAGCGGAGCGGGCCACAGCUCCUGGUGUUUGGUGGGCGCAUGGCAGCAAGAGAGGGAGGGAUGAGAGGCCAUUGCGCGUCAGUGUCUGCUGUCACAUUCUGCCGCUUUGCCCCUCCCAUCUCACCGCUCCUCGCCUCUGGUGGCAACGACCGGCUCGUCCUACUCUGGGAUGUCACUCAGGCCCUCUCCACUUCCUCCUCCUCCUCCUCUUCCUCGUCGUUUUCCCUUUCGUCUGAAGCAAGAGAGGGGGGUGGUGCGGAAGCGGGUGAUAGUGAAUCCAGCAGCAGCCAUCUCGGCGGUGAAGCGCAGAAAGUGGCAGGUGCGGGAGCCUUCGGUCCAAUCCUGCGGAUACAGCACGGGCGGAAGGUGAAUUUCCUUACCACUUCGUCUGGCGUGCGCGGUCGAAAGCUCUUUGUUGCAGACACCUCCAAGAGGGUCUCUGUUUACGACAUCCCGUCAUGAGGUGCAUUGCAUCGGUUUGGUUCCUUCUUUUGGUGAAGCCAUCUUAGCACUUAACUCUAUGGAGGGCUUAUGAUUGGUUCUUAUCCAUGGUAGUACUGUAAGCAAUUUGGACAAAUCUGUGUUGAUUCAGACACCUUCAUUUAUUACCGUCGCGCAUUUAAUAACAUGGAUACUAUUUC
Molecule: messenger RNA, 2128 nt
Organism: Closterium sp. NIES-67
Lineage: Eukaryota; Viridiplantae; Streptophyta; Zygnematophyceae; Desmidiales; Closteriaceae
Source: the annotation of a GenBank genome assembly